GGCGGAGGGGCUGGGCGCCGCCAUCUUCUCGGCGGCCGCGCCGGAGCCGGUGCUGGUGCUGGUGCUGGUGCUGCGGGCGCGUGCCCUGCCGCCUCCUGCGCAAAGAAAUCACUUUCCACAUUUGUUCGGGUCUCCUGUGAUCUCGAAGGCCUGAUGCGAGAGAGACGAUACUGCUUUCAUUUGAGACUCGCACUCCGGUUCGGGGAUGUACGUGGUAGCCGCGUUGGUUUGAGACCCAAAGAAAGGCAAAAAUCGAGAACUCUUGGUGCCCUAAAAUGAUCUUUGCGCAUCCUCUGAAGUGCGCAGACGCACGCACGCCGUCACGCAGAUUCCCGUUCCUCUCUCGCCGUUCCCCUUCUUCGCCCAUCGUUAAUUAGAAACCAUCUCCUGUUGGUUUGCCAGCGCUGAGAAACUCCUUUGCAAGGAAGUCUGAGAGCACCUUCCUUCUGCCAGACAUGACACACACAGGUCCAGAAAACUCAGAAGCUUGUGCCACUCUAGACACCGACCAUGACCAAGAGUUGGCUCAAGAGUGCCACAGACUGAAAACUUUUGUCAGCUUUCCAAGUGGCUGUCCGGUCUCUGCAUCAACACUAGCACGUGCUGGUUUCUUUUACACGGGAGAGGGAGACAAAGUGAAGUGUUUCAGUUGUCAGGCAACUGUUGAAGGAUGGGAGCAUGGAGACUCGGCAGUAGGGAGACACAAAAAUAUUUCCUCAGACUGCAACUUUCUUACUGGAUUUAACUGUUUGAAAAAUGAUAUGCAUCCUAUCCUCCAAAACUGCCAGCUCAGAAUUGAAAAUUGUUCUGGAAAUUCAAGCCUUCAACACGCUUUUGACAGUUCAUCUGACCUAAGAGCAGAUUAUCUUCUGAGAACAGGGCAGGUUGUGGACAUGUCAGAUGCCUUGUACCCUAGAAACCCUGCUAUGUGCAGUGAAGAAGCUAGGUUAAGGUCUUUUCACAACUGGCCAAACUACGUACCAUUAACACCAAAGGAAUUAGCCAGUGCUGGGAUGUAUUAUUCAGGUAUUGAUGAUCAAGUGGAAUGCUUUUGUUGUGGUGGAAAAUUGAAAAAUUGGGAACCUUGUGAUCGAGCUUUGUCAGAGCACAAGAGGCAUUUUCCCCGGUGCUUCUUUGUCUUGGGCCACGAUGUUGGAAACAUCCCAAGUGAAUCUAAUUGUGCCGAGGUCAGCAGGGAUAGUUUAUAUGAUGCAGAGCAUCCAAGGAAUCCCUCUAUGGCAGAAUACGAUGUGCGACUCAGGACAUUUUUGAAUUGGCGAUACCCAGUUAACAAGGAGCAACUUGCCAAAGCUGGAUUCUAUAGCAUAGGUAAUGAAGAUAGUGUCAAAUGCUUUCAUUGUGGUGAGGGACUGCAGGAGUGGAAGGAGGAUGAAGAUCCUUGGGAGCAACAUGCUAAAUGGUUUCCAGGAUGCAAAUAUCUGCUGGAAGAGAAGGGGCAAGAAUUUGUAAAUAAAGUUCACUUAACACGUACACAGAGGGAUUCCACAAUAGAAGCUGCUGAAAAGACAUCACUUACGGAAGAUGAAUUUUUACAGAGUCAUUUGGUACAGAAUGCAAUGCGUAUGGGCUUCAAUUUGUCUGAGAUUAAGAACAUUAUAGAGAAGAAACUGCAGACAUCUGGAGAAAACUAUACCUCUGUUGAGGUUUUGGUCGCAGACUUAAUAAAUGCUCAGAAAGCAAACGCACAAGAAGGAUCCAGUGAGAACCCACUGAUUAAAGAUCUUAGUGUGGAAGAGAAAUUAAGACGUUUACAGGAGGAAAAGCUUUGUAAAAUCUGUAUGGAUAAAAACAUCUCUGUAGUUCUUAUUCCCUGUGGCCACCUGGUUGCUUGCAAGGAAUGUGCUGAAGUAGUUGUUAAAUGCCCUGUGUGUUGCACAGUUAUUACAAGAAGACAGAAAAUUUUUAUGUAUUAGUUAAAUGUACAACGAGUGCUGCUUGUGCAAAUGGUUCCUAUUAUGUUGCUGAAAUCAUUGUAAAGGUUUAACUGACAGUUGGGAUGAUAAACAGUCUAGCGCAUAAACGUAUUUAGAGUGCCUCCAGUUGGGGAUAAUAGAAAGAAUAAAGCUUUCAUCAGUGCCCUAAAAUCCUAUGAAUCAGUAGUUAGAGGCUGCUAUAUUUAUGUGGUUUACAGCACUCACAUUUAACUGGAACUUCUUUAUUCCUCUCCUCUGUUUUUGUCCUGUCAUUUUACUUGAGCUGACAGCCUAGAAUAUGACUCUGUUCUCUUGAUUUUUAUGUAUCACACUCUACUAGUUUGUUGCAUGUGCAUAAAUUUAAGUAUACUCAUAAAUGGCAUGGGAAACCUGAGUGCUCGAUUCACUAAGGGCAGCGUAGGUUGAAUUUGUAAGACUGCUUCUGUCAUUAGCCAAGCUUCAGAGAGUGCAGAAUGUGGGCAAUAAACUUCAAAGGGGAAAUGACAAAUGGGGAAAAGUCCAGCCAUGUUUCUUUUGCUAUCAGCUGUCUUAGAUUAUAUUUACUAAAGCUAGAAUAGUAAACAGUCAACCCCCAUUUGGGAAUGGGAUGAGGAGAUCAUAGGUUUGGGAGCAGUAACAUUUCAGUGACAGAAACAAAGUUGCUGACACUUGGUUUUGUUUUCAGUCUAAAAUUUAAAUGACUGUCUAAUUUACUCUCAAGGGUUAAUUUUCUUUCCAACUUGGUGAACCAGUCAAUUCCAUAAUUUAUUUCUCUCCCAGGGGAAAAUAGCAUCUUUUUCAAAAUCUCAUAACCUCACUGACCCAGUAACACUUACAGAUAUUUAAAAAUGAUUCUCAUGACAGAACUAUGAAGAUAACUUCUGUGAUUUUUACUUGGCUUUCAUAUAGUUGACCCCUUUCUAAAUGUGCAUCAACUCUUUCUGUCCAGUAAAAAAAAAAAAAAAAAAAAUCAACUAACACCACUUCCACCUAAAAGGCAAGUAAUUAUAUUCUUGUUAUUUACGUGUCACAGAAUUACUUUCCCAAAGCAGCAGCAGCUUUUUGUUAUGCUAAGGCCUUUUGUUUCUCCAACUAACACUGCCUUUAAAAACGACUUCCUAUAGCCCAGUAAUAAAAGGAUCUGAAGCUAUCACCAAAAGGCAUGCCUCCUUCUCUCUUCCAGGCUUAGUCGGGGCCUCUUUGCACAGAGCCAGUUCCCAAACGGCCUUAACUUUGGUCCUGUUUAAACAAGCCAAAACAAAUAUAAACAGUGAAGCGGGGGGAGGAAUGUCUUCCUCAAUUUUUCCACUAGACUCGCUCAUUGGCAACACCCUCAAAAUGAUCAGAACUUGUUUAUAAAGCCAUUACAUCUUUGAAGAAUCAUAGUGAUCUCCUUUAUAUAAAAUGUUUUCUUUGACAUUGUUCAUAUAUAGUUGUCAUAUUGUCAAAGGAAUCAUGUGACGACAGAAACUGCAGUAUCUAAGUAUCUAUUCUGGGACAACAGCCAAGGCAGCCUUCUAAUACCGGGAAUCCCAGGGUUAUGUUUCAUUAGUGAGGAGGGUGAAAGAAAACACACCUGUGGUUGCCAUAGUUAUGCCAACAGAAGUCCUAGUGGUAAACUCUGCUAUAGUGACAAAAAGACCUUUGGCUGAUGCAGGUUAAUUGAAGGAACUGGUCUCAGGCAUACCAGCAAAGGUCAUUAUAGGCCUGCCUGGAAGCACCUGAUCCUGCAAAGUGUGGAGGACUCUGCUCAUGUUUUCUGUCAGGGGGAAUGGAGGAUGCACAGCUUCUUGCAGAAGCCUUCCACAAACUAAAAACUGCAAUUACAUAUUCAGAGAAUAAAGAUGUAUUAAUGUUCUUUCAGGAAGAAACACAAAGUAUAUUAGGGCUCUUUUCUACAUCUUCCCUCCUCUACCCCUUCUGGUGAUAAUUCCAAAUGCCUAAUAUUACUGUUCUUAGUAAUAAUAGUACUGUUACUUGAAAAUCAAAAGUUGGAAGAUAAGAGUUUAGCAUCUGCUUCCAGUUCAAAGAAACUCUGGACAAGAGCAGAGGGUUGGACGAGAAGUUUUCAAAGUAUUACCCCCCACCCCCACCCCAUUGAUAGUGCCAAAUUUUAAACUUGGGUAUUUCAAAAAUGUAUUUUUUGAAAAACUAGUCUGGACUUUUUCCCCUAAAAAGUUUUGAGCGUUUUAAUGACAUUUCCAACCACGGGGAAAUAGAUGAUGAAAAGUUUUGGUCUAAUGUUGUCACGACAUAAUUAUCAUGUGCUUGAAAAUGCUUUCAUUUCAAAUGUAAUGCAUAUUCUCAAAACACAUAAUCCAUUUGAACUGGGUGCAUUGAAAGAUGCUGUGAGCGACAAGUGCUAGUUGAGGAAUGCCAUCACUGGGAAUUCUGUUUAGAUAAUCCAACCACUUGGUCUCAAGAUCCAUUUUAUAGUGCCAUUUGUACGUAUUCAAAAUGGGCUGUAUUUCCAGAAUGUAUUAAUGUGGUUUGUGGUAGAGGACUGUGCUUUUAAAAUCCAGAUUUUUUAAGAAUUUUAUAAUCUAUUUUUCAUUAUAACUCCAUGUUAAGUAUGUAUGAAACGAUAAAAGAGCAAGAUUAUGUAUAUUUUAUUAUUUAACAAUUUGGGCCUGAUCCUGCAAACUCUUGGCAUGUGAAACUUACUUCAUGGGAGUAGUUCCAAACCAUGGGAAGUGAUCUUGUGGCUAUUUCCUUUCCAGUGCUGGACUCCAGUGGACUCCUCAAGUGACUGAUGUGUUAUGCACAUGAGUUGUUUUUUUUUUUUGCAGGGUCUGGCCCUUUUAUAAUGCUUGUAUGUACCAAUUGUAAAUGUGGACAUUUCCCAAGUUUCCACGUACAUAAUGUUUUACUCAGUUCACAAAGAAACUACAUGUCAAUGUUGUCCUACUUUUGGACUUUUAGUUUGCAGCGUAAUCUAGAGAGUAUGUUUGAGCUAGCUUCUCCUGGUUUAGCUUAGAUAGGCAAUGUUAGUUCUGAUGUUUCUGUUUUACCUUCUUUGAAUACUUGUUUUUAUACAAAAAAAAAAUCUGUUGCUCAAGGUCACAUGUCCACUGUUUGCUUAUCAGCCAUAGUUCUUCUGUUCUAGAAUCCUUCUGCUUCUUCAAUUAAUGUUCUCAUUUGUGUAAUUAGCCACUUGCUAAUGGUGAACAUUUAAUUGACUGCGUUCAACUUUCUGUGUAUUUGUUUUCCUGCUUUGCCAUCUGAUUUCCUAGUAGAGACGAAAAGGUAUCUAGUGCACUGCAUGCCAGAAUGAUCUGCCUUUCCUCUCUUUCCUCUAAGGAUAUGUCAACUGAAGCUAACAGGCAUCAUGUACUUCUGUUACUUUGAGCAUUAAAGGUGUGAUUUUUAAUUAGAAAUUGUAACGCCAAUCAUAAUACUCAGAUGUUCUGUUUACAUUUUAUCUUGUGCAUAGUUUUUUUGUUAAUGCUUUCCAAUUCUUUCCAUUUUCAUAAUCAAAAAGUUAAAUUAGCAUGUCAUCCUAAUGCUGCUUUUUCAAAAAAAAAUAGCACUCAACUUUGGGGAAACAUUAGAAAACUGUCAUUUUUUGUUUUCAGUCUGUUUCACUUGGUUUUGAAGUUAGCAGUUUGAGCUCAAAUUAUUGCAGGCAAGAAUUUGAAUUAAAUGUCAUCUUAAAAUAUUGUUUAAAAAUUACACAUUAUUUUUGUGUUGGGUCUUGUAACGUUCCUCUUAAAUCUUGAUUUAAAAAUAUCUAAAUUUUGGAUUAAUAAAACUAGUUUGAUAACUCUCUAGACCUAUGAAAUGUCCUAAAUUUGUGGAAAUUUAGUGUCUUACUACAAGCUUUUGUAUAUAGAAAUGUAUUUUGGAAUCCUAAGGGUUAAAUGAUGUGUCUGACUUGGUAUACUAAUUAGCGAUUCUUAAUACAGAAUAUAAUUUUUCAUUUCAACUACAUGUUCCAAACUACUGAAAUGGGACAGAUUUAUUUUUUUAAAUGUUUGUUGUGAUUAUGUAACUUGAUUUUAUGAAUUAUUUAAAUAAAAGUAAAAUUAAAUUGA
Molecule: messenger RNA, 5968 nt
Organism: Alligator mississippiensis (American alligator)
Lineage: Eukaryota; Metazoa; Chordata; Crocodylia; Alligatoridae
Gene: XIAP
Product: X-linked inhibitor of apoptosis
Exons: 8
Coding region: 456-1934 (492 amino acids)
Biological process (GO): negative regulation of apoptotic process; regulation of cell cycle
Cellular component (GO): cytoplasm; nucleus; spindle microtubule
Molecular function (GO): cysteine-type endopeptidase inhibitor activity involved in apoptotic process
Source: RefSeq, a predicted model, not a curated record